Triplophysa rosa is the source of this 7834-nucleotide messenger RNA. RefSeq names its product ring finger and CCCH-type domains 1b (gene rc3h1b). Bases 933 to 3887 code for a protein of 984 amino acids. Lineage: Eukaryota; Metazoa; Chordata; Actinopteri; Cypriniformes; Nemacheilidae. The record is from RefSeq and is a predicted model, not a curated record. Gene Ontology annotation, molecular function: metal ion binding. The transcript is spliced from 19 exons.
UUCGGGCGAACAUUCGGUGCAUCCCUACUAUGCAGCAACAGUUUCUAAUGUGCGUGUUGUGUAUCAAAGUCUGGAUGUGUUGUUGCUGAGCAACAGUUUGACAGGAAUUCAUCGGUCCGAAUGCAGUGCGCUGCUCAGCCAGAGAGGGCGCCCGGGUACUGACCUGUUUCUUCUCUUCCUUGUUUAACUCAAGCCCUGCUCUGCCGCUGCUGGUAGUUUUAUGCGAGGAACUCCCGAACUAUUUCGGUAACCCGUUAUAACGGUCGACAUGGCGACCGAGGAAAUUAUUAAGCGUUUUCUUAAGAAAAGAUGAAGAUAGCCGAUACUCAGCAAGAAUGAGUUUCAGGUUUCACACCAUGUGAUGAUCACCCUGGACGUGUGAAUUUAUCUUAUUUAACUCCUGUGUUCAGAAGAUUUUUUGAUUCCAGUGGAAUCUUUCAUUUUUCUCAUCUAUCGUUUUUCCCUUUGUUAAAUGUAAUGCCCAAUCACACACACACACGUGCACGCACCUAGGAGAACCCCCCUUGCUCCCCUAGAACAGCCUUGCUACGAUGCCUGUACAAGCUCCACAAUGGACCGAGUUUUUACUGUGCCCCAUAUGCACCCAGACGUUCGAGGAAACGGUGCGUCGACCCAUCAGUCUAGGUUGCGGCCACACCGUUUGCAAGAUGUGCCUCAACAAGCUGCACCGCAAGGCCUGUCCCUUCGACCAGACGGCCAUCAACACUGACAUUGAGCAGUUGCCUGUCAACUCUGCCCUGCUACAGCUGGUCGGGGGACAGGUGCCCAAACAGCAACCUGUGGCACUCAUUACCUGUCCAGAGGACACCUAGCAUUAUGAAGAGGCACGGCAGUGCGUUGAGGAGCUGGCCCUCUACCUCAAACCCCUCAGCAGUGCGCGAGGGGUGGGGUUGAAUAAUGCUGCUCAGAGCAUGCUAAGCCGCCCCAUGCAGAGAAAGCUGGUGACCCUGGUGCACUGUCAACUGGUGGAAGAAGAAGGCAGGGUCAGGGCCAUGCGGGCGGCCCGUUCUCUGGGUGAAAGGACUGUUACAGAGCUCAUCCUGCAGCAUCAAAAUCCCCAGCAGCUCUCCUCCAACCUGUGGGCUGCUGUCAGAGCCAGAGGCUGCCAGUUCCUGGGCCCAGCCAUGCAAGAGGAGGCACUAAAGCUGGUGCUGUUGGCCUUGGAAGAUGGAUCUGCUCUUUCCAGGAAGGUUCUGGUUCUCUUUGUAGUCCAGAGACUUGAACCCAGGUUUCCUCAGGCCUCCAAAACCAGUAUUGGACAUGUAGUCCAGCUCCUCUACCGUGCCUCCUGCUUCAAGGUGACGAAGCGAGAUGAGGACUCAUCGCUAAUGCAGUUGAAAGAGGAAUUCCGCACGUAUGAGGCACUUCGGCGGGAACACGACUCUCAGAUUGUGCAAAUUGCCAUGGAGGGAGGCUUACGCAUCGCCCCCGAUCAGUGGUCCUCUUUACUCUAUGGAGACCAGUCCCACAAGUCCCACAUGCAAUCCAUUAUUGACAAGUUGCAGACGCCAGCGUCAUUUGCUCAGAGCGUUCAGGAGUUGACCAUCGCACUGCAGAGGACGGGUGACCCCGCCAACCUCAACCGGCUAAGACCUCACCUGGAGCUGCUUGCAAACAUCGACCCCAGUCCAGACGCUCCUCCUCCCACCUGGGAGCAGUUGGAGAAAGGGUUGGUGGCGGUAAAGACUGUAGUGCACGGCCUGGUGGACUUCAUUCAGAACCACAGUAAGAAGGGUGCUGACACGCAGCAGCUGCCCCAGCACAGCAAGUACAAGACAUACAUGUGCAGAGACAUGAAGCAGAAAGGAGGCUGUCCCAGAGGAGCCAGCUGCACCUUCGCCCAUUCUCAGGAGGAGCUGGAAAAGUACCGUAAAAUGAACAAACGUCUUGCUGCACGGGUGUCCUGCACUCCUGGUCUGCUGCCUGAAGAAGUGGUUCCAUUGGAACCUGGACGGAAGCCCUCAACCCUUACCAAUGGUAUUGCUGGUCCUGGGACCCAUCUUCCCCAGCUCAUCCCCAGAGGCACAGAUCCCUCCACUUACGAAAUUUUACUAAAAACCAAGAUGGAUGGCAUUAGUCUAAGUGCUCCUGGAUCUCCACCUGACUCUCUUGAUAAAUCUGGCAUGGCCCUAAUACCGCACUCUGUGCCUCACCCCAGGGCAGAGCACUUACCCAUGUCCAAGCAGGUGCCAGUCAUGCCCAGAGGUGCUCCACAGAUGUAUCCUCAACAACCUGAGCUCUUCUACCCAGAGCCAGCCAGACCUCCACCCUCAGGAUCUCAGUAUGAUGCUCAAUACCCAGCAGGCAACCCCUACCCAUACCAACCUCCACAGUAUGUAUCUCCCCGUUACAUCCGCAACCCACCUCCGCCUGGAGAGUCUACAGUGUCCCCUUACCCAGAGCCCUACCCAGGUUACGGCCAAGAGCGCCAAUAUCAGAACCACCACUCUGGUCCUCCUUUCUCAGCCCACCCCUACGCACCCCCCUCCCAUUACAGCCGCAGACAUGGACAUUAUCCCGCACCCCCACCUCCAUUCGCCCCUCCCAGAGAUGACUUGGUGAGGAUGAGCCCCAUUCCUUUAGACGUUCCUCCAGCCCCUAUGCCUCCACCUCCCGCAGGGGCCACAGGGUCUCUGUACCACCCCCAGGAGUCUUCACCCCGAGAUAGGUACCCACCAGAUGGGUACUAUCCUGCUGGAUCACACCCCAGCCAGAUGAGAUCCCACUUGAGAGACCCGUACAGUCGUUCUCAGCCUAGUCUGGACGACUUGCACCGUAGGCGUAAGGAGCUGCUGGUCCAGCUGGAGGAAAGAAAAGUAAUCUCUCCUCCUCCCUUUGCUGCCUCCCCCACUCUCCCCACACACCCUUUCCCCAAUGACUACCCUCAGGAGUAUUUGGAAGAUGGCUCAAAAGUCUUUGGAAGUCGGGAGCCAGACUACGCUGGACAGUAUUCCCCCUGGUCAUGUGAUACAAUAGGAUCAUACAUUGGCUCCAAGGAUGCUAAACCAAAAGAUAUCACUAGCACUGUGGAGAUGAUGAACGCAGAGGGAAAAGUUCUGCGCGAGCCUCCGCUGGACACCCAGCGACGCUCUGCCGAAGCCAAAGACGAUGAUCCAAUCAUUCCCUUUGGCCCUCUGCCCACAGUGUCUCCCUUUGGUGCCAUUUCACGCACAUCGAAAACGGGUUACCAGACCACUGGGCCGGUACAGGCCAUGGCUUCCUCACAGGCCUCAGGCUCGAAACACCUGACAAUGACAGCAGACUAUUCGUAUGGAAACCACAGCAGCUGGGGCAGAGCUUCGUACUCUCAGCACCAGAGCAUGAACACUCAGGGACAUUUCAGCGAGCGUCUGCCCGUGUCCGCCUCUGACCGCGAGCAGCUCAAGAUCGAGCUCCAGCAAGUCAACCAGCAGAUCAGUCAGCAGACCCGGGGCAUGGAGGCUGCCAGUAACUCCAUGCUCCUGCAGAGGGAGGCGUGCGCGCUGGCGGCUCAGCCCGCGCCAGCAGUGAAAUGGUCUACAGCUGCAGCUGUAUCCAGUGAACAGCUCAGCCUGGAGCUGCAUCACGUUGAGCGAGAGAUCGGAAAGAGAACCCGUGAAAUUGCCUUGGAGAACCAGGUGGCUCAUGAAUACAAACUGAAGGCCACAGAGAACGGGCAGCCUGACCAUAAAGCCCAGCUGGAGGAACUCUCCUUAGCGCUGGGUGAGGUGUCUAAUGGAUCCAGUGGCAUGAAGCCAGCCAGUAGCGUGGGUGGAUCUAUGCUGUCGCUGACCAAUAAGACGUCUUCUCUCACCCUCUGCUCUGCUGACCAAUCAGCAAGUAGCUCAGACCUUCAAAAGAAUGGUGUCGUUCACUCUUGCUCUUAAGAGUGUAUUUACACAAAACACACACACAAAUAUCCUGUCCACCUCCAAUGGUCAACAUGCUUUCUUGGUGGGGUCUUAAAAAACAUCUCUUACCUAAUUUGAACCGAAGGGGAUCCAGGAUCGUGAUAAAGACGCCGAGAGGCGUUUUUAAUAUUCAAAAUAAGGAACGCACAUUUUCACACGCGCACACACCUGCAUGCUGCUACAUGCAUGCACAAACACAAACCUCUCUGUUGUUUUAUUUAGAAAAUGAGCAGUAUCUGCCGUGAUAUAAAUUUUUCUUUUUGUUCUGUGAAUGAGCUUUUUGUUUUAAACGACUUCUCAUCGCCUGGAAACCAGGGCAUCUGAAUAAUGCUUACUUUUUGCCGUUUCCCCCGUAUAUCAACAACAAACAGUAAACCCAAAGCUAGCAUGGAAUAUGUGAUCAUUAGUGGAAUGGAAGUGAAAAUCAAGCACACAUUUUUAGCAUCGGUACUAGUUACUGUAACGAGCGCUGCAGUCAGGGCCUGCGUUGAAACAUUUAAACUCCCUGGAUCCCUGCAGCCUUGGAUAUGAUCUGACUCGCCAGGUGUAACGUAGCAUGGAGAACCUUUUAUGAAUCCAUUUUUAUGGACCGUUAACAUGGGACUCCACACACAAUUUACAACCGUGGCAGUGUAUCGCUGUAAGCCAGUUAGAUUGAGCUCUGGAUAACACAAGGGGAAUAUAUAUAUAUAUAUAUAUAUAUAUUGUCAGGUUUUUGUUUAAUUUAUGGUUUGGCUAUAUAACUGUUAGGGAAUUUGUAAAUGUGUUCUAACACGCAUCUAAAGCAUUCUGUUUUAUAGAAUGCAAACAAAUGUCUUUAAGAAUGAGCACUUUUUUCCAUGUUUUUUCCAUGUGUGUGCUUUUCAGUAUAAGAGGUUCGACACUUCAAGUCCCUUGUGUUCUCCAGAGCUUUGCGGUUCGGGAUGAAAUUAUUUUCGUCUCCAAGCGCCACAGUCGUUUUGUAAGAUUACAGCCUAUAAGGAAAUAUUUUCAUCAGUUUUCCCUAACUUCUGUGAAGUUGCAUAUUUGGCUCUCCUGGUCGAGUUUGCAUAUUCAUGCCGCUAAACCGCUGCACAGAAAAGUACCAGGGAGUGUAGCUUCAACAACGGCAGGUCCCGUAGCCGACUAUCUUACAGUUUUGACACUCUGGAGAACAUGAAAUUUACUUAUGAAUUUCUAUAAAAAUCUUGACGGGUUUCCAGACAGGUGUUUAUACUAGAUUAGCUAUUUAAUGUCUUUUAAAUGAAAUAGAUCUGCAAAUGACUUCUUUGUUUGUAUGAUUUGUUUGAAAUCAAUUCUAUAGAAAACCAGACAAGGGUAUUUCUCUAAACGGUUUGUAAAAACAUUAUGCAAAUUGUCGCAUCAAAUUGAAUGCAACCGUUUACAUAAAAAAGGUUUUUACAAACUAUAGACACAUAAAUUGGUUCUGUUCAUAAAGGAGGUCUAUUUAUACCUCAACCACCCUGCUUUGACUUAAAUGUGUUUUUACACAAUCUAUUCAGUGACUGUUUAAAAAUGAGGCCCCGUGAGAGAACACGAUUAUUUGAAGUCUUCCUAUAGUGAUGACAUUCUUCACGUGUGACAUUUUGUUCUAGUCUCUUGAGACCGACUAUGAUAUACAGCUCCAAUUUUGGGUGCAACCUCUUAACAUGUAAUCUUUGUCGUUUUUGUGCUAUAGUUGUGGUGAUAGUUGAUUUCUCCUAUUAUGAUGACUUGUAGUCACGGUCAUUUGAUGUUUUUGCUCGUGCAGAGCGCACACAGCCUUUUCAAGAAAUCAUCAAGAUUGAAAUCGAGCUGUGCUGACACGCAGAGAUGACGUCAACCUUCCUAAUGAGGUUUAAACUUAUUGUGUGAUGUCCAUCACACUUGCUCUGAGCAAAUUCUCCAGAAUGUCAUCUUUAUUGAUGCUAAAUUGUUACUUCCUCCCUCUCUUUAACAUGAAAAUUCUUUGUCAGUUUUAGUAGCGUUUUCCAUGCUGUUGAAUUCUCAAGACCUAGUUCAUGCCUUGUCUGAUAUGUAAGAUUAUAUAAUGCUUUCACUCCGUAACUAGGAGCAUUUAGACCUUUCCAUCUGCUCGGAGACUUCUGGGCUUUGUUGUAGCCUGUUGUUGGGUCAGUUAAACAAAAACAAGGUCACAUUUCAUUCCAAGAUCAAAAGAAAAAUAUGUAUUAUGCAUAAUGGAAAUUAAGCUUCUUUUUAGGACCAUUUAGGUUGUUUCAUUGUUACAUUAUUUUAAUGGUAAAUUCUUACAAAUCUGGUCAGUUAUUGUUUAGUAACUCCCAUUAUUCUCAAUGGUGAUUCUUAUAUGAUUUGCAUUACCGAAAUAUUAUUUAAAUGUACAUGUUAAGACAAUACCAUAAUUACCUUUGCAUAAUAAAAAUGAUUUAUUUUUUUGACUUUUUGAUUUUGGGUGAAAUACGCCCCAGAAAUGUUUUAAACGUGUUUUGUGAGAUUGACCCAAUUGCCUUUUCUAGUUACCGAUCAUUAAUAUGAGACACCUCAACUAUUGCAUUUGCGUUCAAUGGUUCCAUUUUAUGAAAUACCUGAAUGAAUUGCGCCAGGAGAAUAGGCUCACUGAAUUUCCUUUACAUUUAAAUAGAGAAUUGCACACUCCUGCAAACUUGUGUAGGAUACGUUUGAAUCCAGUGGAUACUCUUUAAAGACAUGAACAUGACAAACCACGUUACAAGGCAACGCUUUAUUUUUUAAAAGAGGCAAAAAACUGGCUUUGAGUCCAAGAAUCAUCUCCUGGCUGUGUACAGGUUGUUCUUGUUGCAGUCAGAAUAGUCAUAUCUUUGCCAAAUUAAACUUGCAGGAGCUUUACUAACACGCUCCAGUCACCAUUAGCAUUGGGUUUUCUUUGGUUCUGGCUAGGUGAACGUGCUAGCAUGAUGUGCAUUCUGUUUCGCAAUGCUAACUGCUGCUAUGACAGAAAAAACGGAGCCUGAUGCGUUAGCCAACGCUUUGCGGGUGUGCUGACUUUUCCUUUGGCUUUCACAGAGUGCCCAAUGUUGUGCUACAGCAAGCAUUCUCGAGUGAUGCACUGCCAGGAUGCUUUUUAUUUUAAUGUUUAGAUUAUAUGGGAAUGUGCUAUCUUGUAUUUAAUAUUUAGCACUUGCUUGGGUGCUGUUGAACUUUUUUCUUCAAUUAUCAGUGAUCUCACUGAGCUAAUUAUUUCUAUGUGGAUAUUUUUUCAUUUGUUUUACAAAUUAAAUCAUGUCGAUUACAUUAGCAACUUCAUGGGAAGAGUCAUUGUAAGGCUCAUUUACAGUUUUCUGCAUGAGUUUUUGUUUCCUCAAUAGAGAAAUUGCAGGAUUGAGUGAUUUUCUUUGAGAACGGGUCUGUUCGUAAUGGAUGAUAUUCAUUUCUUUGCCUGAAUUGUCUGUUUUGAGCAGACCUGUUAAAUUCAUUUACAUGAAAAGCAAAUUAACUCAUUUUGAACCUUAUAACACUGUUAUGGCUGUCUUUUGUGUUUUUGUUGUUGUUGUUGUUUUAUUCCUAACUUUUUGGGAAAUGUAAUGGCUUUUUUAUGAUUACUUCCAAGUUGUCUUGUAAAAUCUCUUAAAUUAAGGUACAGGCUCAAUUUCAACAAGGAAAGGUUUUAUAUAUAAAUAUAUAUUAUACUCCAUUAAGGAAUGUUUAGAACCAUCUUACUCCAAUGUGGAUGUAGCCAUUAUUACGCCAUUUUAUGACUUUGUAAAAGAAUUCACUGUGUGAAAAUUGGUUUGCAUUUUUGUAUAAUACAAUCUGCUUUUUUGUUUGCAAGGAGAGGGAGGUGAAACUGGAUGUUAGAGGACAAGAUUAAAAAAUAAUUUAACUGAAACCUGUGAUGUUGAGAAGAAAGUGUAACUUGUACAACAAUGAUUCUAAGCGAGAAGGAUGGAAUAAACAAUAUUGGUAACACUGCUAUAAAGAUCUGUGUC